Exophiala oligosperma is the source of this 3498-nucleotide messenger RNA. RefSeq lists its product as uncharacterized. Gene Ontology annotation, molecular function: xanthine transmembrane transporter activity. Bases 1100 to 2992 code for a protein of 630 amino acids. NCBI's taxonomy places the organism in Eukaryota, Fungi, Ascomycota, Eurotiomycetes, Chaetothyriales, Herpotrichiellaceae. Gene Ontology annotation, biological process: transmembrane transport; xanthine transport. Gene Ontology annotation, cellular component: fungal-type vacuole; membrane. The record is from RefSeq and is a predicted model, not a curated record. The transcript is spliced from 8 exons.
CAUUCCUCUCUGAUGGAAAUGCCAUAAUAUUGCAGUUCAUCAUGCAUCUCAGACGCCGUAAUGUGAGACCCAUUUCUGCGGUGCUGGUGGCCAAUGAUAGAGGUGCAGGCUAGACUCAAAGCGUUAUCGAUGCUCGAUACCAAGGAGUUGAUAAGCUCGAAGAUGCGGAUCGUCCGCGUAUCUUAGAAGCGACAGAUGCAGAGUAUUUCUACAUUUCCAACGAAUCCCUCAUCAUUCGUAGCUGUUAAUGGCUUCCAGAAUUGGUCUCUCGCUUGCCAGUUUUUCCGUGAUAAUGCGAUUAUCAACCCACUUUGGAAGAUAUGCCCCACAGCAAAGAGCCAGACUCCUGAUCAUCGUCAACCCAAGAAGAAGUGGAAUGAUAUUUUCACGAGGUGCGAACCUGAGUCUGAUAAGGAAGAGGCGGAGAUUUCAGAGAAGGCUUCAUGUGCCAAUACUAAUUGAGAUGCUUAUCAGACGGCUUUGCCAUGUCAACUUGGCAUCAAAAAACCUCGACUGACACAUUUGCGCAAGUAGAGGCGACCACCAAUCAGGUUCGUGCUCGGCACCUCGAUGAGGCUGCGGUUGACAUCACUAUCGCACUCCAUCACAAGCUCCUCCCAUCCUGACGAACACUGGACAAAAGUCGAGUCUGGGCACACAACUGCUGAAGGUGCCAGGUCAUGUCGCCGAGACCUCCACGUCGGCCUCCUGGGUCUUAGGAGGCGUCGUUCGCGUGCGGAAGCUGGUGUAAUGACCUAGCUUUCGAAGUUAGCCCAUGUCGAGUCAUAGAGAGUUGUUCUAGGCUUCUAGCUCGUCGCCAUUGACGAGAUCAUGCGACAUCGGCUGAUUGAAGUCGAUCUGGGCGAUAAUCUGGAGCUUGAUGAAGUUGGCCUUGAUAUACAGCAGAUCUUCCCCAUCUCGACGAGCAGGGGACUUAUCUGGAAGCAUAUCUCUGAGAUCUACUUUCGAUAACCGAGAGACCCUGCUCUCUGACGCUGUUUGAUGACUACAAGAAGUUGAAUAGGGAUUUUGUUUUCAAAGCACUACACUUUCUAUCCUACUGGACUAACUCACCACCUCUAUCGCAGUCUUUCAUCUCAUGCUCACCAUGGAGCCCGACCACAUCGGACCCGACACAACGCCCAAACGUCCUUUCAUGGACAGGGCCAAGGAUGUCCCACGUCGAAUCGUUCGAAGCGUCACCACGAGGGACGGUCUCAUCGGUGACUACGACUAUGCAUUCCUGUUCACACCGAACCUGCCCUUCAUGAAGAAAUCGAAACAAACGGCACCAUUCUUUGGCUUGAACGACAAGAUGCCCAUCUUACUAGCACUGCUCCUCGGAUUUCAGCAUGCCUUGUCCAUGUUAGCUGGUUUGAUCACGCCGCCUAUCAUCCUGUCGGGAACUGGCGGCGCCAAUUUGCCGACCGAGACUGCUCAGUACCUCGUGUCAACAUCACUGAUUGUCUGUGGGAUUCUGUCCUCGGUUCAAAUCACACGGUUUCACAUCUAUAGAAGCUCUUACUUCAUCGGCACUGGCAUCAUCAGUGUGGUUGGCACCUCGUUUGCUACCAUCCCAGUUGCUUUGGGAGGUUUGGCCCAGAUGUAUGAGUCGGGCUAUUGUCCCAGCGACAGUGACGGGAAUCGUCUUGCCUGUCCAAGAGGUUACGGUGCCAUCCUAGGAACGGCUUGUAUCUGUGCCCUGCUUGAGAUUUGCCUGUCAUUUGCGCCUGCCAAGGUUUUGAAGAAGGCUUUCCCUCCACUUGUGACGGGACCUACUGUGGUUCUCAUUGGUAUCAAUUUGAUCGGAUCUGGUUUCGAGAACUGGGCUGGAGGUACGGGUUCCUGCAGAUCAAGACCAGAGGAAGGCCUGUUCCAGAAUUGCCCCAACAACAAUGCGCCGCAUGCCUUGCCUUGGGGUUCGGCUGAGUUCAUAGGACUGGGAUUCAGUGUCUUUGUCACCAUCAUACUGUGCGAGAGAUUCGGCAGUCCCAUCAUGAAAUCAUGCGCGGUCGUUGUUGGUCUGCUUGUUGGAUGCAUCAUCGCUGCAGCCACGAAUUAUUUUGACGAUUCUGGAAUCAAGAGCGCGAAAGCUGCUUCCUUCAUCUGGGUCGAGACCUUUCCACUGUCACUUUAUGGGCCGAUGGUGUUACCGUUCUUAGCAGUAUUCCUAGUGCUCAUGAUGGAAGCGAUUGGAGAUAUCACUGCCAGCUGUGAUGUAUCUCGCCUUGAAGUCGAAGGACCGAUUUUCGACUCUCGUAUCCAGGGUGGUGUUCUCGCCGACGGAUUGAAUGGAAUGUUCGCCUGUCUCUGCACCAUCACGCCAAUGUCGACUUUCGCCCAGAAUAAUGGAGUCAUAGCCCUCACUCGCUGUGCCAACAGGAAGGCCGGAUACUGUUGCUGCUUCUGGCUGAUUCUCAUGGGCAUCUUCUCCAAGUUUGCUGCUGCGCUCGUGGCCAUUCCGUCUUCAGUCCUCGGUGGCAUGACUACGUUCCUGUUCUCGGCUGUUGCGAUUUCUGGCGUUCGUAUCAUUUCGACCGUACGAUUUACAAGACGCAAUCGUUUUGUCCUGACAGCAGCCAUGUCAGUGGGUUUCGGUGCAACAUUGGUUCCUGAUUGGUUCAACUAUGUCUUCACCUAUGAAGGUGACAACUCUGCCCUCCGAGGUUUUAUGAACGCUAUCGAACUCGUGUGCGAAACCGGCUUUGCUGUUACCGCUUUCCUGUCUUUGUUCCUCAACCUAUUCAUUCCGGAAGAAGUUGAUGACGACGCUGUCAACACCACGGCAAAUCAAGUGGACGAAGUAGACGACGACAAAGAAUGGCAACGCAUCCAACGUCCGAGCCACGCCAAGUCCCAGCGUGAGGGUGAGGAUCACAAAUUAGCGAGUACAGAUGUCGAGUCGAAUGCGGGUGUUCAGCAGGGCGGAGCCGACAAGGUGCAAAUCAUCAAAGACGAGCAGGCUAGCUCCGGUACGAGCACAAUACGUUGAUGCCUACUUGAGUGGAGUACUCAGGAAGAUCUUCAGAGACGAAGCGUUGAUAAUAGGGACUUGAUAUGAGAAUCAACCUCACGACAAAGCCAAGAAAGGAGUUACGAAAGUCGAGCUUAGCGGUACUGGUGGAUAAUAGGGGUAGCGGUAGGAGAGCCGCCUUCCUCCAUAUCAGGAUCGCCUCCCCAGGUGUUUGGUUCUGGUGGGAACGAAGCUGCCAAGAGUGAUAGUCAACAAGGAUGAUGUUCGACAUAUUGAACAUAACGCUCUCUAUGUACGGAGCACAGUGCCAGCUGUCAACGACAUAGUUGGUGGGAAAGCAGGAUCAAUGACCUUGUUGAAUGUCUUAUGCCGCGCGUUUGAUGCCCCUUGUUGCGUCAGCCUUAUUCUUACGUACAGGAAGAUCGACAACAAAGCCACACCAGGGUUUCUCGAGCUGUCCUGGCUACAGUACUCCGUACCUACAGUAGAUUCUCGGCAUCUCGUCUGAACUAUGUACUACCAGG